Beauveria bassiana ARSEF 2860 is the source of this 336-nucleotide messenger RNA. RefSeq lists its product as uncharacterized. The record is from RefSeq and is a predicted model, not a curated record. The coding region runs from base 1 to 336 and encodes 111 amino acids. NCBI's taxonomy places the organism in Eukaryota, Fungi, Ascomycota, Sordariomycetes, Hypocreales, Cordycipitaceae. The transcript is spliced from 2 exons.
AUGAAGUUCAUUACCAUCGUUGCCUCUCUGGCUUCCAUUGCCAUUGCCGCCAAUGUUACCACGACCGUGACGUGCCCUGACUGCAAGACACCCUCCUCGACCAACGACAUGGUCACCCGCUCGCCCCUUCCCACCACCAGCUGCGACUCGCCGUCUCUUACAGUUGUCAAGACGGGUUCUGCUCAGAGCACCGGCGCCAUGAACCCUGGUGCUGCCGGCAGCCAGCCCGGCAGCCAGCCCGGCAACAACCCUACCUCUGUGCCCGUCACCGGCGGUGCCGGCAGCAUCGCCGGCGGCGCCCUGGCCGCUGUUGUGGCUGUUGUUGCUCUGCUUUGA